GGGCGGGAUAAAGGUUUCACGUACAUGUUUUGGGAUUAUCAUGUUAAACGUAUGUGGGUUGGAAUAUUAUAGUGUUUGUAAUUCACUCUGCAUGGGUGUCAUAGUAGAACCAAUCCAGAUUUUGGGACUUGCACCCAGGAAGUGAAGGCAGGACUUUUGGACUCACCAUGAAGGUCAGUGCAUGGCUACUCUAUGCGUCAUGGCUGUACUCCUGGGCUGAGUUCACUCAGCGGUGCAAAUGCCAAGAUCUCUGUCCAACAGAACUGGAGGUUAAGAAGUCAAAGACUCGAGUAAAGGUGCAUUUUCGCAAUCCUCUUGGACACAAGCACACACCUCUCAGGAGCAGACCACACCACAGAAAAGGUGCCAGAGUUUGUGCUAGAGAUGUGCCACCCCGCAUUGUACACCAACCCUCUGAUGUGGUGGUGAAAUUGGGUAAACCUGCCACAUUCUCCUGUCGGGGGGAUGGCAACCCAAAGCCUACCAUUGAGUGGCUGCACAACGGCCAGCCGCUGGAGGUUACAAAGGGAAAUGGCCAACUGCAGCCCAUGGUUUUGUCAGAUGAUAGGCUCUUCUUCCUGAGUGUGAGUGGGAGUGGACGUGGCCAGUCGCAUGAAGGUAUCUACACAUGCGUGGCCAGGAACAGUGCAGGAACAGCCAUCAGCCAUAAUGCAUCCUUGCACAUUGCAGCAUUGCAGGAGGCGUUCACUGUGGAGCCCAGUGACGUCGAGGUGGCAGAGGGGGAGGUAGCUGUUUUAAACUGUGCCCCCCCAUUGGGAUACCCAGAACCUAACAUUAUGUGGAGAAAAGAUGGCCUGCCAAUCAACUACACUGACUUCCACUACACUGAACUGAAUGGAAAGCUUAUCAUCGCUCCUGCAGAGAAGAACCACUCUGGUGCCUAUGUGUGUGUGGCCAGCAACACUAUGGGGGUCCGAGAGAGCAGGGCAGCUCGACUUACUGUGCUCGCAAAACCGGUAUUAGUGCUGAAGCCAGAAAAUGUCUCAGUGAGACUGGGGGAGUCUGCCCAGUUCAACUGUCAGGCAAAAGGUGACCCUCCACCCGCGGUGGUCUGGAGCAGAGAGCAGGGGCCACUGCCCAAUGGCAGAUAUCUGAUGAACCCAGAUCAGACGCUCCAGAUCCAUUAUGUAACAGCCCAAGAUGCUGGCCAGUACACCUGCACUGCAGUCAAUGAUGUUGGUAUGGUCACUGCCACUGCACAGCUACUCGUUGAAGCAUCCAGCACUAAACAGAAAGAUCUCCACAUAGAACUGUCAGCCCUGCGACUGGCUCUAGAAAAUGUCACGAUCAUGGCCCCAGGAUCCAACAUAUCUGAAGUACAGUGGAAGCUCCAGUCCUUACCCAUUCAACCUCAUUACCUCGAUGGCUUUGAGGUUCUUUAUCGUUCCCUGUUACCUGCCAGCUCAGACUGGGCCGCAAAAAAGGUGACAGUGCCAAGCUUUCAGACACAGGUUGGUCCAUUAAAGAGAGGCUACAAGUAUGAAUUUAAGGUUCGUCCCUACGGCAGCAGUUUGUAUGGCCGGGAGAGUAACACACGGCUCCUCAGAGUCCCAGAGACAGCAGUACCCAGUGCUGCCCCACUGGCUGUGUCCAUAACAGUUAACCAUGAUCACAAUAACUCCAUCCACCUCAACUGGGAGCCUCCUCCAUCUGAAACUCACAAUGGUAUCAUACAAGGUUACCAGGUUUGGUGUGUGGAGUCAUAUGAGCAGCAGUACCAAAACUGGACUGUUGAUAGCAAGCAGCACUGGCUUGAUAUCUUUGCCCUUCAACCAGGGAAACGCUACUGGAUUACCCUGGCAGCAGUGAACGGUGCUGGAGUAGGGGUUCCAAGUGACCCUCAUGGAUUUGUCAUAAACCCACAGAUAAGAUUUACUUCUGAGUCCGAAAGACAUAGACCGGAGCAGUCUACUUUGCUUACGUUGCUCCAGGACCCCGUAUUGAUUGGCAGUAUUGGUGCCCUCAUGUGGUGCAUUUUGAUGGUUGCAGCUGUCUGCCUCUUAAGACGUCACAGCAAAAUAGGUCACCUCAUACCAGGACGUGAUGGGGCUAAAGGUUUGCGUAGACGAGCCAGUGAAGAUAUCUUCAUUAACCACAGGAUGACAGCUCCAGACUCUCCGUGGGUCUCUGGGAGUUGCAGACCUGCUUUUAACAAACAUUACCAAGACUUGUGGGUUCAAGGUCACAAACCUUCAGGGAUGAGGAACUCAAACUUUCAAGUACCAACCAAGAAGGACCCAAGCUGCGAGGACUCAGCUGUUCCCAUUGUGACUGACAGCUGUGCCGUCUACGGCACUUUUUAUGUUGACCUCAUGGGAAAUGGGCUCAAGACCUUCAAGAGUCCCAGGCGUUACCCCAAAAUGCCUCAUGGUCUGCCACAACAGCAAGGAUUUGAGACCAUUCAGAUAUUCCCUCAGCCUAAGACCUCACCCCUCACUAGUAGUGAGAUGUUACCAUGGAAACAGUCCAUACGGCCUCAGCCUAAAAUGGGUGUUUUGAGGGAGUCCUGGGAGAAGAGCCACAUCAAACAAGAGGUGCAUGCAGUGAACAGUGUGCCCAUAGUACAAAUAAGGAACCAGGCUGCUCCGUCUCAUUUCACCAAACAGAGAUUCAGUCACAUCCCAUCAAGUCAGCUUGAAUAUAAUCAAUUUGCUGACUGUCCUCGGCUGCUGCAUAAUUCUGCAUCACUACAGCUAAUAGAUGUGCUGCCACCGCUGUUUAACUUGGAGGAAGCUACAGACUCGCACAGUGUGACCUCAGACGAAGGACUUCUCUCCACCAGCCUCCCCCCUAAGCGCCCUGUACCCAUCAUUUUGUGCCGAGGGCAACACACUCAUCGAGAUGGACCCUGUUCCUGCGUGGGACUGGAGCAUGAGCUGGAUGGAGGAGAUGGAGGCUCAGUACAGAGCAUACUAUCCUGGCAGAAAUGCAAAACCCUUCAACACUUAAGGAAUUCCCUCAGAUCACCUUCCGGAGGUCCAACAACUGUAUGUGACAUCCUGCAAAUGACUUCCUUUGCAAUAUGUAAUUUCUCCUUGUGUAACUUUCACUCAUUAGAGAGGAUGAUAAUGAGAAACCUCCCUUGGGAUGUUCUUACUUGGUGUAUUUUGAAAAAAGAUAGAGAGUCAUUAAGCACAAGAAAUACAGACUGAGUUUUUCUCACAGCAGAUGUAUGUUGAUUUUAUUUCAAGUUUGUUGCAGGAUUUUAUAAGAGCUGACAGCCCAUCAAGUAGUCUGUUGCCUCCUUAUUUUUUUUAUUGGCACACAUCCAGAUUUUUUUGUAAAUCCGUAUCAAUAUGAAGGGCUGCCGCCAGGGAUUUGGGCCACAUGAAUAAAAAAAUCUGACUUUGGGCCCCUCCAAAUCAAUGCCCCAAAUUGAAAAUGUUUUUUUUUUUGCUUUUUUGUAGGCCUCCUGUCUGUCACGGGCACUUAGAAGUGUCAUCACUCCCAACUAUCCUAUCACUUCUUAUGGCAUCACUGUAAAUCUACAAGUGCUUAUUUAAAAAAGUGUAAACAUACAUCAAAGAGCAAUUUCUUUUUGUUUUUAACUUUAUACUUUUUAUAUAUAAAUAUAUAAAACAUGCCUUUUUGCAAACUAUAACUGUAGUGUUGAAAAAAAUAUGUAUCAAUAUAUUUGCAUUAAAUGUAACUAAUCUAAGCUCAUACAUGCUUGAAAAUAGAUAGAAUAGAUUUUUUUCCCAGACAUUUCCUUUGAAUUUAACAGAUUUAUUUUGUACUUGUGUGAAACAAAAUCUUAAUUUGCCAUUUACUUUUGUAAAGAUUUAACAUCUGAGAAUGUGCUGUAACUGAGCGCCAAAAUAAAAUUUCAAAUACUGUAAAUACA
This is a messenger RNA of Phyllopteryx taeniolatus (common seadragon), 3865 nucleotides long. It is a transcript of the gene robo4, whose product is annotated as roundabout, axon guidance receptor, homolog 4 (Drosophila). Gene Ontology annotation, biological process: axon guidance; homophilic cell-cell adhesion; dendrite self-avoidance. Lineage: Eukaryota; Metazoa; Chordata; Actinopteri; Syngnathiformes; Syngnathidae. Gene Ontology annotation, molecular function: cell-cell adhesion mediator activity. Gene Ontology annotation, cellular component: plasma membrane; axon. The record is from RefSeq and is a predicted model, not a curated record. The transcript has 18 exons. The coding region runs from base 168 to 3173 and encodes 1001 amino acids.